AUGUGGGCAGUUCAAAGGUCACCUGAUCUCACCCAGCCAUUCGGCACACACUCAGCCAUUUCGGCAACCUCCUGUGUGAUCAUCCUUCGGGAGUCUACAUGCGGCAUGCUACAUGGGGAAGUGGGAUCGUCUGGCCUGGAAGGUGCCCAAUCUUCUGUGCCUAGCGUGCGAACAGCCGCCCCUCCUGGUUAA
Molecule: messenger RNA, 192 nt
Organism: Prunus armeniaca (apricot)
Lineage: Eukaryota; Viridiplantae; Streptophyta; Magnoliopsida; Rosales; Rosaceae
Source: the annotation of a GenBank genome assembly